CCUGCAAGUUUAGCACAGGACAGCGUGCCAGGCGAAUGGCAAACGUUCACGUGUGAAAUCAUCAAUUCCACGCCCGCACACACAAAGACCCAUCACGGGGAGACACCACAUCCUCCUCGUCUGCCCUCAGAGCGAUGCCACAGGAUCCGAACCUCUACGGCCAGCCGCCGCCAAAACGGCAGCGGAAGGCGAUGGACCUGUCGAGCUCGCUGUCCUUUUCCGCCCAGCUCGGCUCGCUCCUUUCGAAGCCGCCCACGGCGUCGUCCUCCUCAUCCACACCCGCGCCCGCCACCGCCACCAAGGGCCGGACACGCCCCUCCAAGACCGACGACAUAUUCGCCGGCGUCAAGGCUAAGCGCAAGGAUGGCGCUAAGCGCGACUUUGACGCGCCAGACGGCCGCCGCGGGGGCGGCAACAAGCUCCGCCUGCGCUCGCCGACGGGCACCUUCGAGUCGGAGCGCGAGCGCGAGGCCGCCCGUCUGAACAUGGAGGAGAAGGCCCGCCGGUACGCCGCCAUGAAGCGCGGCGACUACGUCCCCGACGCCCGCGCCGGCCCGGGCACCGGCGACCGCGACCCGCUCGUCGACUUUGACCGCAAGUGGGCCGAGAAGCACCUCGACAAACCCCUAGGCGGCGGCGGUGGCUCAUCCUCCGCAGAUUCUUCGGACGACGACGACGGCGGCGGCAACGCGGACGGCAACGACACCGAGGUCAUAACCUACACGGACGAAGGGGAUGGAGGCGCUGGCGCGCAAGCGCGACCGCUCCGCCACGCCGCCGCCCGAGACGCACUACGACGCCGCGCGCGAGAUCCGCACCCGCGGCACGGGCUUCUACGCCUUCACGGCCGGCGACGAGGCCAGGCGGAAAGAGGAGAUAGAGGCGCUGGAGGCGGCGCGCGCAGAGACGGAGAGGGUCCGGCGCGAGCGCAAGGAGCGAGCCCGCGGGAGGAGGGACGAAGUCGAGCGCCGGAGGAGGGAGAUCGAUGAGAGGAGAAAGGACGUGGCCGAGCGCAGGGCGAAGAAGCUCGCCGACAGCUUCCUCGACGGGCUCGGCGCCGACCUGGGUGGUGGGCCCGUGGAGGCAGGGGCGGGGGCAGUUGCUGUUGAUACGCCCUCGACUGGGCUCGAUACCGCUAACGCCGCCGCCCUAGACGAAGAUUUGUCGCCACGGGCUAGGACUGAGGGCGAAGCCCCCAGUCGUGAUCUUGCAGGGCAGCAGCAGGCGGAAGAAGCCCCGAGGUAGACGAAUACCUACAAACACCUACAAACACCUCAAAAAGGACACACUUCUCUAUGACCUAUGCCCCAGCCCUGUGGGACUGCAUUCAACAUCACGCCAUCCUCCGCUGUCUAGACUCCUCGUUGCGGGUUGCGAAGAAAGCUGGACAACUCAGGGGGCCAGUGAUUUGGUUGUAUACGUCACCACGACAACACCUACAGACCACCCAGCGUCAUCUAAACAUGUCUCAUCCCCUACGCGCAUGCCGACUACCUGCAGUCGCGAUCCGUUUCCACCGAAAAAAAAGGCGGGGGCACCGUCGAGCCCGAGGCAUAUGCAGCCUUUCCGUCCAAGCAUCAGUUCCUUCUUCUUAUCAGGUCUGAGACACUGGUGCAGCCAGGUAUCUGAGUCCAAGUGAGGAACCUUAACUCCCGUACCCUCGCUCGGCUGAUGGCGGAUAUAUCGGCUCGUCCGGAUGGUGGACUGCAUCUCCGUGGGGUUAAAAAAAACUGCUCCCCACCGCCUGCCUGAGUCCGACAUAUUCUCAGGUAGCUCGUCGUCAUAGGGGUCUCGGCAUUCGCUGUUGCGAUCGAUCGGUCGGGUUCAACGCAUGUACGUGCUUUGGCUACGAUAGCUGCACAUUCCUGGGCCGUGCUACAGUGGAGGGGGUCGGGGUCUUUCCCGGCUAUCGACCAGGCCUACCGUCUCUGGUCCCCUUGAUCUGGGGCUGUUUUGAGCAUGUCGGAGGUCAACGAUAGCACUUCGAGAAGUUGGUAAAAAAAAAAAAAAAGAAGAUAGGGGUUUAAAUCAUAUAUAGCGCCCCCAAGAGUAUCUGACAGCACAGCUAUGAUGGGCCGAUAACGAUAUUGUGGAAUAGGGGUAAUUUCGUGGCAAGGGCACACAGUUGAGCAAAAGAAAACUGCCGCAGCCAUCGGCAUCAAAACUCCAAACAAAACCCGUAGGACGGCGAAGCUUAAUACCGUCAAGAGGGUGUGGAACUGGACAGAAGACCGAAGAAAACAAAAAAAAAAUGAGAAAGGAGUGAACAAGAGCUAGAAGCAGGCCAAUGACGUUGCAUUCUCAUUUUCGCGUGAGAAGCAGGCACCGAGAAACAAAUACACAAAAAAGGCGACAAACGACGCCGCAAGAGAAAUAGGUUUUGUGCCGCUCGAAAGAGAAGUAGGAUGAAGAGGGGAAAGAAGUAAGCAGUUGGUGAAAUGAUCCGCUAUACUGUUGGAUGCAAUAACGUCAGUCUCGAUCCAGCUUUCCAUGUUUUUAGUUUUUCCAAAUUGUUGAUAGUAAAGUCGACAGGGAGCCCAGCUCAAAACGCCUCUGAAGGAAGAGUGAACUCCGAUAAAAAAGAAGCCAGGGAGGUAAAUGAGAAAAGAAUCAUGCCGAUCGAAAAAAAGAGAGGGAUAGGUGGCCGAUACGCAAUCAUGUUGCAAACCACACACAACUGCAAUCGCUU
This is a messenger RNA of Gaeumannomyces tritici R3-111a-1, 2689 nucleotides long. RefSeq lists its product as hypothetical. The record is from RefSeq and is a predicted model, not a curated record. The transcript has 2 exons. Lineage: Eukaryota; Fungi; Ascomycota; Sordariomycetes; Magnaporthales; Magnaporthaceae. The coding region runs from base 135 to 989 and encodes 284 amino acids.